CAAGUGUCACCUUGUCGCUCGUCUUCACUCUUGAGUCACGUCUUGAGAAUAAAAACCGAUGGGCGAUGGCUUAUCCAACUCAGAGUCUGAGGUGAGGAGACGGCGAGACGCGACUGGUGACGCUCUUCUCAGUCCCCCCGUUCUCCCCUCUCCAGUCUCCACGCGGUGAAGUCAAAUAUAACCACCUUCAGUCCUUCAUUACGUGUUUCCUCUUCUCCUUGUUCUGUAUCCUGGAGCUCCCGCUUAUUAAUUUUCUCUACACAUAGCACCACAGCACCAACCAAUGGUGGAAUUCUCCAUCUUCCGCCUCCGUCCAUUACAUAUCCAUUUCUUGUAAAAAGCUUCUCUCCUGUUAACCAUGGCGGACUUCGUAGGUAGGUUUCUCGACCAUCGCUCCUUAAAAAAUCUUUCUUGCUUUCGUGCUCCAUGCAUUUCCUGCAACAUCUCCCCGAAGCCGUUUGGCAUAUUCCGGAUUUCUCCCAUUACGCCAUUUCCGAAGCGAAGGUUAGCUCACCAGAUAUCUGCAAAGCCCUCUUCGUCCACAACCCAACUCUCCUCAUCGGCAACGCCUUCUCCGGACUCUACUUCUUCUGGUUUUAUUGUAAUUUCGACCACUGGUCAUCCAAGUGAUCGGGCCUUUCUUUUGACAUCGAUUUGCUUUUGCGUUGCUUGUUGCUUAUUCACACCGAAUUUGGUGCUUUCGGCAGAGCGUUCCGAUGGAAGCAUUAUUUUCCGGUUUGGAAAGGUAGAGGAAGCGAAAACCGAUGUUGUAUCUGGUGAAUCGUCGAGUGUUGCAGUGGGAGGUGUGCAAAUUGAAGGUUCCACUCCUGUGGAGAAGGAAGAUGAAUCUGUAUUCUCUACUCUUGUUGAAGAGGAAGUAGAACUUUCUGAAGAGAAAAGUGAAAGUGGAACUUGUGUAAGUGAAGAAGAAGAGACUCAGAUGACUACAGAUACACUGGAAACUCUGGGGACUCUAAAUGGAGAUCCUGUGACGGAGACCAUUACCGAGGAAGAGACUCAGAUGACUACAGAUACACUGGAAACUCUGGGAACUCUAAAUGGAGAUCCGGUGAGGGAGACCAUUACCGAGGAAUUUACUGGAACUUCGCAUGAACAGAAUGUAGUUGCUCUUACAGAAGAUAGACCGGAAGUGGCUGGUAGUAGUACAUUGCCUAACUCUUCUUUGGAUGUGGAAACAAGCAAUUCUUCUAAGGAAGAUAUUGAAGAGAAGAACGCCGUUGAAGUUUUUCUUCCUUCUAAGGCUUCAAUGCCAGAUUCAGUUUUUGAUGUAGAAACAAAUGCAGAAGCCGAAGAAGCAAGCAAAGAUGAAACUGUGAUUCUUUCUACUACGACUAAUACUACUCAGGACCCAAAUAAUGUUCUCGAUGCAGGAAGAACUGAUACUACGGAAGACUCUGAAGAGAAGGGUAACGGUGAAGGGAAAGGCCCCAAAGAGAUGCACGAAGAUGAGAAUCCAUCUCCUACUGCUGCUCUCGAUGGAGGUAAGGUUCUUCGUAUAAAGCAAAGUAUUUCUUCUAAAGAAAAGACUGAGGAUCAAACUGUGCUUCAAUUGACUGCUUCAGAGGAUGUAGGUGAUGUUCUCUAUGUAGAGCACAAUAUUUCCUCUGAGGAAGAUUCUAAAGAGAAGAAUGAGGACCAAACCGUGCUUCAGUUGACUGCUUCACAGCCUGACUCAAUUCUUCCAGUUGGAAAUAGUUAUGUGUCUAAGGAAGAUUCUGAGGAGAAGAGUGAGGAUGAAAAUUUGCCUCAGUUGGUUGCUACUGAGCCUGACUCCGUUCUCGAAGCAGAAAAUACUAAUGCCUUUAAGGAGGAAUUUAAAGAGAAGGGUAAUGAUGAAGGUAUUGGAUCACCUUCUUCUGCGCAGUUCCACCAGAUUACUGAUGCAGAGACAAGUCAUGCCUCUGAGGAAGACCCUAAAGAGAUGAAUAUGGCAUAUGUAACUCCCUUUUCUGUUGGCCUGGAGUCCAUGAGUAAUGUCUCAGAGGAUGAUUCUAGAGAGAAGGUUAUAAUUGAAGAUGUACGUUCCCCUCUUGAUUCAGAGCCUGAACCUGCUUAUGAAGCUGUAGGGAAUGCCUCUGAGGAAAACGGUGCAGAGAAUAUUAAGGUUGAAGUUAUGUCUCUGUCUACAGCUGCAGAGCUUGAUCGCAUUUUGGAUGCAAAAACCAGUCACCCCAGUGAGGAGGAUGAUGUGGUUGGCAUUAUGCCAGUUAUGCCUCCACUGGCUUCUAAUCCCGAUCAUGUUUUGGAUGUUGAAACAGGUUCCAAAACCAUGGAAGAAUUUGAGGAGAAAGAUACAGUUGAAUCUUCAGCUAUGGUAGAAGUUAUUGAAGGUGCUUUACAAAAUGAACAUGGUGUAGAAGUGGCAGGAACAGAACUAGUAGAGUUACAAGAUGUUGAAACUACUCCUGAUCCUCAUGGGGGAGAAGAAAUCUCAGCACCAGAACUUUUCCUCUCUUCAGGUGCUGCAAUGUUACCACAUCCUUCUAAGGCAUUGACAGGUGGAGAGGAUGCUUUUUUCGUCACAGGUCAAAACUGGUUAGGUGUAGCUGAUGGAGUUGGCCAGUGGUCAUUUGAAGGAAUAAAUGCAGGGUUGUAUGCUCAAGAGCUAAUGGAGAACUGUGCAAAGAUAGUUUCAGAAUAUCAAGGAGUUCAAUUAACAAAGCCAGACAAAAUUCUUAUCCAAAGUGCUGCAGAAGCAGAGUCUCCUGGCUCAUCUACAGCAUUGGUUGCUUGCUUUGAUGGUCAGGCUUUCCAUGUGGCAAAUAUUGGGGACUCUGGAUUCAUCAUAAUAAGAAAUGGUACCAUUUUCAAAAGGUCCUCUGCAAUGGUUCAUGAGUUCAAUUUUCCAUUUCAAAUUGAAAGAGGAGAUGAUCCCUCAGAACUGAUAGAGGCUUACACAAUUGAUUUGGAUGAGGGGGAUGUAAUCGUUACUGCAACAGAUGGCCUUUUCGACAAUUUAUAUGAACAGGAAAUAGCGUCAAUUGUCUCCAAGUCACUGAAGGCCAGCUUGAAACCUAAGGAAAUGGCAGAGUUCUUAGCUAUGAGAGCACAAGAGGUGGGGAGGUCAGAAUCAGCACGAAGUCCGUUUGCCGAUGCAGCCCAGGCAGCUGGCUACACAGGAUACAUUGGUGGCAAGCUUGACGAUGUUACUGUUAUUGUUUCCUUGGUUCACCGAAAAUCUGAGUCUCAAGUUUGAUUCUCCAGGUAUCAUCUGGGUCAGAUGCGUCACAUGGACAUCCCAUGGAAUGGUUGCACCACAAUGCGGUUGUGGAACGUAUACAACCACCAGUUGAAAACAUGAUGAUGAAGACCUGGUAUUGACAACCAAUUCUGAGACAAUGUGACACUAGUAUUGUAUAACAGUACCCGUCCAAGCCAAGACAUGCUCUAUCAAUCCCUGUCUUGAUGCGGUAAGGCACCGAUCUUAUGUAAAUCCCUUUACCACGAAUAUGCAAAAUUCUCUUGAUGUGAUGGUAUUGCUUAAUAUUCCUUUUAGUUUUUUUCACAUGAAAAAGAUGUCCAAAUGUAUUAGCGUACUUUGUAUCCUCGAUUAAGUAAAAUUACAUAUAGGAUGUUUCUACCCA
Molecule: messenger RNA, 3605 nt
Organism: Nelumbo nucifera (sacred lotus)
Lineage: Eukaryota; Viridiplantae; Streptophyta; Magnoliopsida; Proteales; Nelumbonaceae
Product: Protein phosphatase 2C family protein
Biological process (GO): protein dephosphorylation
Cellular component (GO): chloroplast
Molecular function (GO): protein serine/threonine phosphatase activity
Source: RefSeq, a predicted model, not a curated record